Nothobranchius furzeri (turquoise killifish) is the source of this 5247-nucleotide messenger RNA. It is a transcript of the gene adamts13, whose product is annotated as ADAM metallopeptidase with thrombospondin type 1 motif, 13. Lineage: Eukaryota; Metazoa; Chordata; Actinopteri; Cyprinodontiformes; Nothobranchiidae. The record is from RefSeq and is a predicted model, not a curated record. Gene Ontology annotation, biological process: proteolysis; extracellular matrix organization. Gene Ontology annotation, cellular component: extracellular matrix. Gene Ontology annotation, molecular function: metalloendopeptidase activity.
GCUGUUUACACAGACAUGUUACUCGUGCACUCAUGGCCCUGCUCGGUCCUGCGUGAGACAAAGAAUCACAUGCUGUCCUGCAUGGUGUCAAAUCGGAGCAGGUAGACAACAGAAGGAAGGCAAACAUGAUUUUUAUGACUCUGUCCUGUCUGGUGCUCCUGCUGCCUGGCGUCAGCGCUCUAAUGGGAUAUCAACAGGUUGAGAAGCUUAAUAACCUCUCCAUCGGUUCAGGAAAUACUGUUUUGUCUUCAGGAUAUUCUGCUGACCAGUCAGUGAGCGAACGUCUGCGUCGCUCAACUCUGCCUGAUGUAACACAUCUGGAGCUGAUGGUGGUCGUAGGACCUGAUGUCCAGCAGGUUCACAAGCAGGAUACAGAGAAAUACAUUCUCACUAAUCUCAACAUUGCCUCAGAGCUGCUGAGAGACACGACUCUGGGUGCCAACAUGAGGGUGCACCUGGUUCGAAUGGUUAUCCUUUCAGAGCCAGAGCCAGAGAUCCAAAUGUCCUCCAACAUCACAUCUUCUCUGAGAAGUGUGUGCGACUGGGGCAGAAGGAUCAACCCCUCUAACGACACAGAUCCGCUGCAUGCUGAUCUCUUGUUGUAUGUUACAAGGUUUGACCUGGAGCUGCUUGAUGGGAACAAGCAGGUCAGGGGAGUGACGCAGCUGGGUGGGGUUUGUUCCAGCGAGUGGAGCUGUGUGAUUACUGAGGACACAGGGUUCGAUCUGGGCAUCACCAUCGCUCAUGAACUUGGUCACAGUUUUGGAAUCAACCACGACGGCGUUGGAAACAUCUGCAGCCGGAGCGGCUUCAUGAUGGCGUCUGAUGGAGGCUACAACAGCGUGGAUCUGACCUGGUCUCCCUGCAGCAGGCAGCAGCUUUUCAUGUUCUUCAGAGAAGGGAGAGCAGAGUGUGUGAAGGACUUGCCUGAACUCAGAGGUUCCCUACAAGACUGGAAGCCCGGCCUGUAUUACGGUGUUGAUGACCAGUGUCGUAUAGCUUUUGGCAGCACUGCAAGAGCAUGCUCGUUCACAAGUCCUGACCUGCCGGCUUGUCGUAUCCUGUCCUGCCAUGUUGAACCUGAUGACGACAGAUCCUGCAAGCGCCUCCUGGUUCCUCUGCUGGAUGGCACAGAAUGUGCUCCUAACCAGUGGUGUCUAAAGGGACAGUGUGUGUCUCCAGAUGAUAUUGGCUCCUCAGUUGUUGUCAAUGGCUCCUGGUCCAGCUGGUCCGAGUUUUCCUCAUGCUCACGGACUUGUGGUGGGGGAGUGACACUCCGUGCACGACAAUGCAAUAACCCGAGACCUGCUUUUGGAGGCAAUGACUGUGAUGGUUCAGACAUUGAGGCUGAACUUUGCCACCAGCAGCCUUGUGAGGACACUCAGCAGGACUUCAUGGCAGAGCAGUGUUCCCAAACAGACUCCAUCCCUCUCUACCUGCAACCAAAAAUGGCCUCUUUCUACAAAUGGAUCCCUGCUCUCGGCUUUGUGAAAGGGGAUGAGCAGUGCAAAUACAUGUGCCUGUCAGAUGGAGAAAGCUUCAUGGUGAGUCGUGGCUCUCACUUUGUGGAUGGAACACGUUGUGAGUCAGACAGCAGGUCUGCUUUUGGAACAACAGCCGCUUGUCUACAGGGCAGAUGCCAGCUGUUUGGCUGUGAUGGUGUGCUGCAUUCUGGAAAAGUGUGGGAUGUGUGCGGAGUGUGUGAUGGAGAUGGGUCAACCUGCAGUUUGACAUCUGACUCCUACAGAGGUGGUCAGGCUAAAGAGUACACCACUUUUCUGACUCUGCCAGUGAAUGCCACACAGGUUCACAUCAUCAACAAGGCACCGCUAUUUACUCAUUUGGCUGUGCUGGUUGGGGGUCAGUACAUUGUGUCGGGAGCAGGCAGCAUAGCCGUAAAUGUCACCCAUCCAUCCGUGUUGGAUGAGAACCAUCUGGAGUACCGCCUCUACCUGACCCCUGACUUUUUACCUGAGAUGGAGGAAGUGAUUGUGCCCGGUCCACUGAAACAGGAGAUAGACAUGCAGAUCUAUCGCAAAUAUGGAAAGGAAUAUGGUGACAAAACAAAUCCGAACAUCAGCUAUGAGUUUUAUGUUCCUGCCAGAAACAGUAAUGUGACUGAUGACACCAUGCGAGGUGCAUGGGCUGUUCACACAACAUCUUGUUCUGUUUCCUGUGGAUCAGGUGUGCAGAAGAAUGUGCAUGUCUGUGUUGACAAAGGAAAUAAAAUACAUUUGCAGCAGCACCACUGUAAAGAUCCUCCUCCAAACACCCCCCUCCACACAAUCUGUCACCUAACAGCAUGUCCCCCCAGGUGGGAUGCAGGAAGUUUUGGCGCUUGCAGUGCCUCCUGUGGAGGGGGAGUGAGGCUCCGUCUUGUCCGAUGUGUUCAAAAACAAGGAUCUGAGUUGGUGAUUGUUCAAGACUCUGAAUGUUCCUCUGACGCUGCUCCACACUCUGCUGAAAAGUGUAAUAUGCAACACUGUCCUGCCAGGUGGUCUGUGUCUGAGCCAGGAAACUGUUCUGCAGUGUGCGGACCAGGAGAAGCAAAACGUGUUGUGUCAUGUGUUCGGCAAGAGGAUGGACAAGAGGUUGAAGUGGAUCAAACUUUUUGUUUGAAGCAGAUCAAACCACUUGAUCUUGUGCUCUGUGUCAUAGAUGUUUGCCCCAUUGGGUGGGAAUCUAAGAGGGAGGAGCUGCCCAUCCAAAGGGCUGACAUGACACCACGCUCCAGACAGGCUCGUGUGUUUGUGUGGAGUCCUGUUGUCAGUCAGUGUUCAAAGACCUGUGGAAAUGGAACCCUGCAGGUGUGGUUCUCUUGUGUGGAUCACCAGACCAGACUGGGGGUUCCUGACUUCAACUGUGAUGCUUCUACCAAACCUGAUCCUCACACUGAGAUCUGUGUCUCAUCCCCCUGUCCUCCUAUGUGGCGCUCUAAGCAAGGAGUCUGCAGUGUAACGUGUGGAGGAGGUGUAGCCACUAGGGUGCUGUACUGUGCUGUAGAAGUAGAGGGAGAGGAGGUGGUGCUGGGUGACUCCAACUGCAGUGACUUUCCUAAGCCCACAGCAGUGGUUGCCUGUAAUACUCAUAGCUGUCCUGCAAAAUGGAGGGUAGUCAGGACGUCACCUUGUUCUGCAUCCUGUGAUCUGGGGAUCACUCAAAGAAACGUGUCCUGUCUUCAGUUUAUCCACGGCAAAGAAAGCAUGGUGUCGGAGCAUAACUGCCGCUCAGCGGUCAAACCGGCCACUACAGCACCCUGCCUGGUGCAGGUCUGCACCUACAGGUGGGAGGUGAAGCCAUGGAGCCAGUGUUCAGCCCCCUGUGGAUAUGGUAUCCAGUCCAGAGCUGUCUCCUGCAUGGGCCCCUCCAAGCCGGAGCCCCUCAGCCCCUUGUUCUGUAUGAAUAUUCCUAAACCAAUCACCAUCCAGGGCUGCUACAGGGCCAGCUGCACAAAUGCGGCCUUCAACUCCACUGCUCCAAAAACAAAAGUUAACCUUGCAGAGUCACCUCUCCCAUCUGCAGUUGUGAUCUAUAAAGAUAAACCACAGAACCGUGCGGGCAAUGCUUUAGCAAGUCCAACUGAGGCCAUAACCACUCAACAAACCACCACGCCCACCCCGACACCCAGUGUUUGUGGACAGCUCUUCUUGGAGGAAUCAGGCACAGUGGAUCUGCAAGGUGUAAACAGAAGAUGCACCGUAUCCAUAGGUCGACCCCUGGAUGAGAUCAUCCAUGUGAAAAUCCUGUCUAGCUCCUUGGACUGCAAGAAAAAGGAGUACGUGGCUUUUUUUGACCGUCUGGCUUUUGUGAGGAAGUGUGCGCAGGUGGCAGAUAGUCAACUUACCAGCAGAACCAACGUUCUGCUUGUGCGGCAAAAUGUGUUCACUCCUGGGAAUGGAGUUGUGUUUACCUACAGCUCACAGAAGAACAUGAAGAGGAGCCUCCAUUAUGAUUGUGAUAUUCAGCUAUUUGCCCCCAGGGGCAUUUUUGAGAAUCCGGUAAGGCUGAACUCCAACCACUCCUGCCGGGUACUCAUCAACGCCCCUCCCUCAGUGAAAAUCAGAAUCCAAGCACUGCACAUAGGAUUAGUAUUCAAUGCCACCAAUUCCCAGUCUACAUAUAUAAUGAUCCGGGACAUGGAUGUCCUGAAGACCAACGUGUUUAACGGUCCACAGCUGUUCCAGUGGCACUCCUCUGGAAAUAUGGCUGAGAUUGAAUUUCAUGGUGACUACCUGCAUACCAAAGGGACAUUCAGAGCUCAAUAUUCCUUUGUGCAUCUUGGAUCCAAGAGAUGAACUAUACGAGUCAGUUUGUGUAAUAUUCACAAUAGUUAAAUGAACGUUUAUUCUAUUCUGUAAAAAAUAUCUUCAAUAAUUUACUUACCUGCAGUGUGUGCUAAAUGCUCUGACCUGAAAUAUAUAACAUACAAGCCACUAAAAUCUGCUUAAGUAUGGAAACAGGAAAAACUAUCUGUUCUCUUUCAGUUAUUUUACAAUAAUCUUAAAUAUUUAUUUUUAACUAUAGAUAUUUUCUCCUCUUAUAAACAGUGCUUUGACAUUCACACAUUGUGCAUUUCCACCAAACUGUGCAGUAACAGGUUUCCACUUAGAACACUUUGCAUCUUUGCCAGUGUGGCAUUCUGCCAACUUCGCUGGCAACAACUUGAUUCAGUUUCGACCUCCAGACGCGACCGGGCUCAUGUGUGGGAUCACUGUCUGGUCCUGGCCGUGUCUUCCAGGAGAGCUCUCAUGUCCAACAGUGCGUCCUCCACAGCCUGGGCAAAGCUGGCAGCGUUUGUCUCCUCACAGCUGUUGAAGGCAGUGAUGGCAAUGUUGAUAUGCUCAUCCAUGGGAUUGUAACACACUCCGUAGCCAUCUGGCACCAUUGGACCGAAGCACAUGACGCAGUCUGUCUUGGAGCCAACCUGGAUUUUGAGAUGCGAGAGAGUAAAUAUGCAAGUAAAUAAAUAAAUGUGUAAACAAUCAUUUGCUAGGUGAUGAUAAGCUGCUGGCUUUCAUAGAAAUGCAAAUAUACCUGGCUCGUGGAGAGAUUAAAAUGAUGAGCUACUGCAUAGGAAGUAUCCAUGAAUAUCCCAGGCAUGGAGGUCAGGUCCACAAUGCUCUGCAUCCUCAGCCCAAGCAGAUGUCUGUCUAUGGCCUGUCCAUGAAUCGCCUAAAAACCAAAGGUUACAUGUGGAUGAGACAUUUCUAUUGUUUAAGUAAACAAACAGUAAUUUUAAAAAUCAGA